This is a messenger RNA of Triticum aestivum (bread wheat), 1747 nucleotides long. RefSeq lists its product as uncharacterized. Bases 249 to 1637 code for a protein of 462 amino acids. The record is from RefSeq and is a predicted model, not a curated record. Gene Ontology annotation, molecular function: protein binding. NCBI's taxonomy places the organism in Eukaryota, Viridiplantae, Streptophyta, Magnoliopsida, Poales, Poaceae. The transcript has 2 exons.
UCGACGUUGGAAAACAGGUCCGGGGCUCUGGGCUCCCAAAUGUUCUCUUCUUUGUUGGAACCCUAGUUCUUGCCUCCCGAUCCCCUUCUCUCCCGUUCUUCACCUUCCACGGCGACGGCGGCUCCCCUCCGCCUUUCGCCGACCCCCCGCCCUGCUGAUUGCUGCUCCCCCUUCGGUUCCGUCCCGGUGGUCUGCCAUCUGCCGCCGCCGACCCGCUUCUCGCCCAGGCACCGGAUCUGAGGACGGCGAUGGGCCAGGCCCCGUCGCUGCCUGACGACGCGGUGGCGGACGUCCUCCGCCGCCUCGCGCCGCGCGACGUCGCAGCGUGCCGCCGCGUCUGCAAGACGUUGCGCCGCGUCGUCGACGGCCACCGCCUGCUGCGCGCGGACCUCCUCCCUCUCAAGCUGGGCGGUAUCUUCCUCAACUUCUUCCAACUACGGUCUGCUACGCAGUUCCUUUCCCGCCCCACGACGGGCGCAGCCGUCUCCGGCCGGCUCGGCUACACCUUGGAUGCUUGCCAUCCUGACUACGAUUUUCAGCCCGUUCCCUACGUGCUUGAUCAUUGCAAUGGCCUCCUCUUGCUCCGCCACUGCGUGGUCAACCCUGCGACGCAGCAGUGGGCGCCCCUGCCCCCGGCCCCGGACCUGCCCAAACCCGCACCUUCAAUCAAGCAUGUUUAUAAAUCCCGGUACCUGGUGUUUGACCCCAUGCUGUCGCCCAACCAUUUCGACUUGCUCAUAAUGCCAGAAAUUUCUUUCAUGGAAGAAUGUGAGGAAUUUGAAUGGCCACCGUCCACAUUGAUCCUUCCUGUGUUUUCAUCAAAGAUUGGUUCAUGGGAGAAGAGGACAUUUUAUCGGGAUGGGGGAGCUGCAGGGACGGUACCUGGCUUGGUUGGGGUAAGACUGGACUGCAAUGAACGUCAGUCUGCCUACUGGAGAGGAUCACUCUAUAUAUCUUGCGACAACUGUUUUAUUUUGAGAAUAUCGCUGCUGUCAGACAACAGUUAUCGAGUAAUAAGACUGCCAACAAGAUUGUCCCUAGACGAUUCACAAGGUGAUCAACAGUUUUACCUAGGAAAAUCAACCAAGGGGAUAUAUUGUGCAUCAAGAGUCACGUCACGUAGGUCCCACCUUCAGGUUUGGUUCCUUAAUGACCUGAACGAAUGGGUUUUGAAGCAUGACAAAGAUAUUUUCCCCGUCCUGCCAAAUCUCGACUAUGUCAACCCAUAUGGACCUUGGAUCCUACAGCAAUUUGACUAUGAUGAACAUUCUGAUGAAGAUGAUUCUGUUGUGGAGGACAACAGGGAAGCAGUGGAAAAGGAGAAAUUUGAAGCAAUAGUGAAACAAGGGAAAUUUGAGUGGGACUCGGACAAUGAUAAUGUACUUGAACCAGGAAGUAGUUGCGGGGGAACUGAUACAUGUUUCCUUGGAUUCCAUCCUUUCAAAGAUGUUGUGUUCGUGACUCUGUGGGACAGAGUGCUAGCCUAUCAUUGGUCGAGCUCAAAGCUUCAAGAUUUAGGCAAGCUUUUUCCAGAAUUCUAUGUGGAUCGGCACCACAUUUACUGGCAUACACAGGUGGAAGUGUCUUUCCUGUACACUCCCUACUGGUUAGGGGAGCUUCCUGAAAAACUAAACUAGUUGGAAGGUAUCCUAGAAGAUUAGAAUGCUUGCGUGGCAACUAUUCGAAGAAUGGAACACUUUUGUAUUUGUGCACAAAGAUUGUUUGUUCCCUGGGAAACUAAAUCUCG